AUGGCCGGUAACUGGCUAGAGCCCAAUUUAAAUCGCAAGGAUAAGAUGAUGAAGGGGCGGCCAAGGGUGCCAACUGGCGGCUCUGUCAAAGGGACGACGGUGAUAUGGGGCGACUACGGGUUACGGAUGGUCGAUCACCACCGAAGGAUUAGCGCAAAACAACUGAAGAUAGCAGAGGAUACCAUCAAGCAAAGGUUACGUGGUCAGAAGUAUCGACUCUACAAGAGAGUAUGCUGCAAUAUCGGCGUAUUCGUUAGCGGCAACGAGAUGCGAAUGGGUAAAGGAAAGGGUUCGUUUGACCACUGGGCCGCAAGAGUAGCAGUGAAUCAGAUCGUCCUAGAGUUGAGAGGAUUGAUUCACGAACAAGUUGUCCGGGACGCAUUCCGGUUAGCGGGUCAUAAACUACCUGGACAAUGGGAGUUUGUAAAGAAAGGCGAGCCGCCUGUAGUCGGAAUUACCAAGCUAGAUGGGAUCACACUGGAAGAGUUAAAGAGGCCAAGGCGGAAGGUCCCUGCAGAGUCGCUCAGCCCAGUUCCUCCGCAAGCCUCAAGUUCGGAGACUCAACGAACACCCUUGGAUCUUCCUUGA
Molecule: messenger RNA, 588 nt
Organism: Annulohypoxylon truncatum
Lineage: Eukaryota; Fungi; Ascomycota; Sordariomycetes; Xylariales; Hypoxylaceae
Product: ribosomal protein L16
Exons: 3
Coding region: 1-588 (195 amino acids)
Biological process (GO): mitochondrial translation
Cellular component (GO): mitochondrial large ribosomal subunit; ribosome
Molecular function (GO): structural constituent of ribosome; rRNA binding
Source: RefSeq, a predicted model, not a curated record